AUGGCGGCGGCCGGCUGCGGCGACGGACUCGCCGAUGUGGCCAAGGCCGACGCUGCGCCCGAGGGCGCGGCGGCGGCCGCGCUCGCCGGCGUCCCCACGCCCGCGCGCAGCCUGCCCCCCGCGGAGCGGGGGCGGCCGGGGGCCUCGGCCGCGCGCGGCGGCCUCUGGCGGAUCUAUUCCGCAACGGUGCUGCCGCAGGGCGGCGCGCCCCAGGACGGGGGGACAUCACCCCGCCAGAGCAGGCGCUGGCAGACCUCAGCAGAAUGCUCCGCGAGGAGAGCGGCGGACGCAGCAGUGCCGACAGCCAGGCCAGCCCCGCCGCGGGCGCCGCUGCCGCGCUGGGCCCACCCGAGUCGCCGCGGGCCUGCAGCCUGGCCGGGUCCGACGACUGGGGAUGCGACCCCGCAGUCUGCGGCUUCGAUCGCCCCCUUCGCCGUUGCCCGCGCCAGCACGGAGGCGCCCGAGGUGACCCGCGCCCGGCAGCGGGCCGCGAGGGCCAAGGAGAACGCCGCGAAGGCGGCCGCGCAGCGCAACGCGGCCGCGGCCGCGGGAGGCGCAGCAGCGACUGGCGCGACGCCCGUCGGAGAGAUCGAGACGAAGCAGGCGGCGGCAAGAGGGCAGCGACCGACGGCACGCCGACCCCGCGCACCAGGCGCAGGAUCACGUGCAAGACUGCGGCAGGACUCGAGCCGCUGA
Molecule: messenger RNA, 696 nt
Organism: Prorocentrum cordatum
Lineage: Eukaryota; Dinophyceae; Prorocentrales; Prorocentraceae
Source: the annotation of a GenBank genome assembly